This is a messenger RNA of Hyaena hyaena (striped hyena), 11282 nucleotides long. It is a transcript of the gene NOTCH2, whose product is annotated as notch receptor 2. Lineage: Eukaryota; Metazoa; Chordata; Mammalia; Carnivora; Hyaenidae. Gene Ontology annotation, biological process: apoptotic process; regulation of DNA-templated transcription; establishment or maintenance of epithelial cell apical/basal polarity. The record is from RefSeq and is a predicted model, not a curated record. The coding region runs from base 694 to 8109 and encodes 2471 amino acids. The transcript has 34 exons. Gene Ontology annotation, cellular component: signaling receptor complex; plasma membrane. Gene Ontology annotation, molecular function: protein binding; signaling receptor activity; calcium ion binding.
CGCUUCAGCCCCCAUUUCCUUGACAGCGCUGGUCCUUGUCUACCGCAUUCCUCCAGCCAGCCGAGAGUGUGGGUGUGCGUGUGGGCGUAUGGGGGCGAUACCUCUCUCACCGGGGAAGGCACGUCCCUCCCAGCAAGUUCACGAUCUCGGCAACCCUAGCGUCUGAAGUUCAGGGUCCUAUCACCCACCUCCUGCAGCAGAGGCCCGGCCUGGGGGAGGCAGUCCAGCGACUAGUGAGUUAACGCGGGUCCAGCCCCGAUACGGGUCGGGGAAGGCUGGAGGGGCCGUCGGAGGACUCGUAGUAGAUCCCUCCGCGCGCAACUCGGGCCGGCGCUUCUUCCUGCGGGAAACCCCUGGGUGCCGAAGGCGGCGGGGCCCCGCCGCGGCGACAGGGGGCGGGGUUUGCGGCGGGAGGAGGCGGCCGAGGCGGAAGGACACACGAGGCUGCUUCUCUGCACAGCGAGAAAGUUUCAGCCAAACUUCGGGCGGCGGCUGAGGCGGCGGCUCCGGAGCGGCAGCCUUGGGGUGCAGGGAGUGGAGGCGUUUACGCCUGAGCUUCGGGGCGCAGCGCGAGGCUGUGAGCCGCAGAAGCAGGAGGAGGAGGGGAGAGAGUGGGGGGGACCCUCGGUGGGGACCCCCUCCCCAUGUGGAUCUGCGCAGGCGGCGGCGGCGGCGGAGGAGGCGACCGAGAAGAUGCCCGCCCUGCUCCGCGUUCCCUUGUGGGCGCUGCUGGCGCUCUGGUUGUGCCGGGCGGCCCCCGCGCGUGCAUUGCAGUGUCGGGACAGCUAUGAGCCCUGUGUAAAUAAAGGAAUAUGUGUCACCUACCACAAUGGUACAGGGUACUGCAAAUGUCUGGAGGGCUUCCUGGGAGAAUAUUGUCAACAUCGAGACCCCUGUGAAAAGAACCGCUGCCAGAAUGGGGGGACGUGUGUGGCCCAGGCCAUGUUGGGGAAAGCCACAUGCCGAUGUGCCCUGGGGUUCACGGGCGAUGACUGCCAGUACUCAACCACUCACCCCUGCUUUGUGUCUCAUCCCUGCCUGAAUGGAGGCACCUGCCACGUGCGUAGCCGGGAUGACUAUGAGUGUACCUGCCAAGUUGGUUUUACAGGUAAGCUGUGCCAAUGGACCGAUGCCUGCCUGUCUCACCCCUGUGCAAAUGGAAGUACCUGCACCACUGUGGCCAACCAGUUCUCGUGCAAAUGCCUCACAGGCUUCACAGGACAGAAGUGUGAGACUGACGUCAAUGAAUGUGACAUUCCAGGACAGUGUCAGCAUGGUGGCACCUGCCUCAACCUACUGGGUUCCUAUCAGUGCCAAUGCCCCCAGGGCUUCACAGGCCAGCACUGUGACAGCCCCUACGUGCCCUGUGCCCCCUCCCCCUGUGUCAAUGGAGGCACCUGCCGGCAGACUGGUGACUUCACAUUUGAAUGCAACUGCCUUCCAGGUUUUGAAGGGAUCACCUGCGAGCGGAAUAUUGAUGACUGCCCUAACCACAAGUGUCAGAAUGGAGGGGUUUGUGUGGAUGGGGUUAACACCUACAACUGCCGCUGCCCGCCUCAGUGGACAGGACAGUUCUGCACAGAGGAUGUGGACGAGUGUCUGCUGCAACCCAAUGCUUGUCAGAAUGGGGGCACCUGCACCAACCGCAACGGGGGCUAUGGCUGCGUGUGUGUCAAUGGCUGGAGUGGAGACGACUGCAGUGAGAACAUCGAUGACUGUGCCUUUGCCUCCUGCACUCCGGGCUCCACGUGCAUUGACCGUGUGGCCUCCUUCUCUUGCAUGUGCCCGGAAGGGAAGGCAGGUCUCUUGUGUCAUUUGGAUGAUGCAUGCAUCAGCAAUCCUUGCCACAAGGGGGCACUGUGUGAUACCAACCCCUUGAACGGGCAGUAUAUUUGUACUUGCCCCCAAGGCUACAAAGGAGCUGACUGCACAGAAGACGUGGAUGAAUGUGCCAUGGCCAAUAGCAAUCCUUGUGAGCAUGCAGGAAAAUGUGUGAACACAGAUGGUGCCUUCCACUGUGAAUGUCUGAGGGGCUACACAGGGCCUCGCUGUGAGUUGGAUAUCAAUGAGUGCCAUUCCGACCCCUGCCAGAACGAUGCGACCUGUCUGGAUAAGAUUGGAGGCUUCACGUGUCUGUGCAUGCCAGGUUUCAAAGGUGUGCAUUGUGAACUGGAGAUAAACGAAUGUCAGAGCAACCCUUGUGUGAACAAUGGUCAGUGUGUAGAUAAAGUCAAUCGCUUCCAGUGUCUGUGUCCGCCUGGUUUCACUGGGCCAGUUUGCCAGAUUGAUAUUGAUGACUGUUCCAGUACUCCGUGUCUAAAUGGGGCCAAGUGUAUUGAUCACCCAAACGGCUACGAAUGCCAGUGUGCUACAGGGUUCACUGGUGUGUUGUGCGAGGAGAACAUCGACAACUGUGACCCUGAUCCUUGCCACCAUGGCCAGUGUCAGGAUGGGAUUGACUCCUACACCUGCAUCUGCAACCCGGGGUACAUGGGUGCCAUCUGCAGCGACCAGAUUGAUGAGUGUUACAGCAGCCCUUGCCUCAACGACGGCCGCUGCAUUGACCUGGUCAACGGCUACCAGUGCAACUGCCAGCCGGGCACGUCAGGUGUUAAUUGUGAAAUCAAUUUUGAUGACUGUGCAAGUAACCCUUGUGUCCACGGAGUCUGUAUGGAUGGCAUUAAUCGUUACAGUUGUGUCUGCUCACCAGGAUUCACAGGGCAGAGAUGUAACAUUGAUAUUGAUGAGUGUGCCUCCAAUCCCUGUCGAAAGGGUGCAACGUGCAUCAACGAUGUGAAUGGUUUCCGCUGUCUGUGCCCCGAGGGGCCCCAUCACCCUAGCUGCUACUCACAGGUGAACGAGUGCUUGAGCAAUCCCUGCAUCCACGGAAACUGCACCGGGGGCCUCAGUGGAUACAAGUGUCUCUGUGAUGCGGGCUGGGUUGGCAUCAACUGCGAAGUGGACAAAAAUGAAUGUCUUUCUAACCCGUGCCAGAAUGGAGGAACUUGUGACAAUCUGGUGAAUGGAUACAGGUGUACUUGCAAGAAGGGCUUUAAAGGUUAUAACUGUCAGGUGAAUAUUGAUGAAUGUGCUUCAAAUCCCUGCCUGAACCAAGGGACCUGCUUGGAUGACAUAAGUGGCUACACCUGCCGCUGUGUGCUGCCCUACACAGGCAAGAAUUGUCAGACUGUGUUGGCUCCCUGUUCCCCAAACCCAUGUGAGAAUGCUGCGAUUUGCAAAGAGGCACCAAAUUUUGAGAGUUACACCUGCCUAUGUGCCCCUGGCUGGCAAGGUCAGCGGUGUACAAUUGACAUUGAUGAGUGUGUCUCUAAGCCUUGCAUGAACCACGGUCUCUGCCAUAACACCCAGGGCAGCUACAUGUGUGAGUGUCCUCCAGGCUUCAGUGGUAUGGAUUGUGAGGAGGACAUCGAUGACUGCCUUGCCAAUCCUUGCCAGAAUGGAGGCUCCUGUGUAGAUGGAGUGAAUACUUUCUCCUGCCUGUGCCAUCCUGGCUUUAUUGGGGAUAAGUGUCAGACAGACAUGAAUGAGUGUCUGAGUGAACCCUGUAAGAAUGGAGGGACCUGCUCCGACUAUGUCAACAGUUACACUUGCAAGUGCCAGGCUGGAUUUGAUGGAGUCCACUGUGAGAACAACAUCGAUGAGUGCACUGAGAGCUCCUGUUUCAAUGGUGGCACAUGUGUCGACGGGAUUAACUCCUUCUCUUGCUUGUGCCCUGUGGGCUUCACUGGCCCCUUCUGCCUCCAUGAGAUCAACGAAUGCAACUCUCAUCCAUGCCUCAAUGAAGGAAUAUGUGUCGAUGGCCUGGGUACCUACCGCUGUACCUGCCCCUUGGGUUACACUGGGAAAAACUGUCAGACCCUGGUGAACCUCUGUAGUCGGUCUCCAUGUAAAAACAAAGGUACUUGCGUUCAGGAAAAAGCAGAGUCCCGGUGUCUGUGUCCAUCUGGAUGGGCCGGUGCUUACUGCGACGUGCCCAAUGUGUCCUGCGAGGUGGCGGCUUUCCACAGAGGGGUGUCCACUGACCACCUGUGCCAGCACUCCGGCAUCUGCAUCAAUGCCGGCAACUCGCACCACUGUCAGUGCCCGCUGGGCUACACUGGCAGCUACUGUGAGGAGCAGCUUGACGAGUGUUCGUCCAACCCCUGCCAACAUGGAGCCACCUGCAGGGACUUCAUUGGCGGCUAUAGGUGUGAGUGCGUCCCAGGGUAUCAGGGCGUCAACUGUGAGUAUGAAGUAGAUGAGUGCCAGAAUCAGCCGUGCCAGAACGGAGGCACCUGUGUCGACCUUGUGAACCACUUCAAGUGCUCCUGUCCACCAGGCACUCGAGGCCUGCUCUGUGAAGAGAACAUUGACGACUGUGCCGGUGGCCCCCACUGCCUUAACGGUGGUCAGUGUGUGGAUAGGAUCGGGGGCUACACUUGCCGCUGCUUGCCUGGCUUUGCAGGAGAGCGGUGCGAGGGAGACAUCAACGAGUGCCUCUCCAACCCCUGCAGCUCCGAGGGCAGCCUGGACUGCAUACAGCUGGCCAAUGACUACCUGUGCGUCUGCCGCAGCACCUUCACCGGUCGUCACUGUGAAACUUUCGUCGAUGUGUGUCCGCAUAUGCCUUGCCUGAACGGGGGGACUUGUGCUGUGGCCAGCAACAUGCCUGAUGGUUUCAUUUGUCGUUGUCCCCCGGGCUUCUCCGGGGCACGAUGCCAGAGCAGCUGUGGACACGUGAAGUGCCGGAGGGGGGAGCAGUGCGUGCACACGGCCUCGGGUCCCCGCUGCUUCUGCCCCCACCCCCAGGACUGCGAGUCAGGCUGUGCCAGUAGCCCCUGCCAGCAUGGGGGCAGCUGCUACCCUCAGCGCCAGCCCCCCUAUUACUUCUGCCAGUGCCCUCCACCAUUCUGGGGCAGCCACUGUGAGCUUCACAUGGCCCCCACCAGCACCCCUCCCGCCACCUGUCUGAGCCAGUACUGUGCCGACAAAGCUCGGGAUGGCGUCUGCGAUGAGGCCUGCAACAGCCACGCCUGCCAGUGGGAUGGGGGCGACUGUUCCCUGACCAUGGAGGACCCCUGGGCCAACUGCUCUUCCCCACUCCCCUGCUGGGAUUACAUCAACAACCAGUGUGAUGAGCUGUGCAACACGGCCGAGUGCCUUUUUGACAACUUUGAAUGCCAGGGGAACAGCAAGACGUGCAAGUAUGACAAAUACUGUGCAGACCACUUCAAGGACAACCACUGUGACCAGGGAUGCAACAGCGAGGAGUGUGGCUGGGAUGGGUUGGACUGUGCUGCUGACCGGCCAGAGAACCUGGCGGAGGGCACUCUGGUUAUAGUGGUGCUCAUGCCCCCAGAGCAGCUGCUCCAGGAUGCCCGCAGCUUUUUGCGGGCACUGGGCACCCUGCUCCGUACCAACCUGCAGAUUAAACGGGACUCCCAGGGGGCACUCAUGGUCUACCCCUACUACGGUGAGAAGUCCGCUGCCAUGAAGAAGCAGAGGGUGACACGCAGGUCCCUUCCUGGUGAUCAAGAACAGGAGGUGGUUGGCUCUAAGGUGUUUCUGGAAAUUGACAACCGCCAGUGUGUUCAAGAUUCAGACCAGUGUUUCAAGAACACGGAUGCAGCAGCAGCUCUUCUGGCUUCUCACGCCAUCCAGGGGACCUUGUCCUACCCUCUUGUGUCUGUCGUCAGUGAAUCUCUGACUCCAAAAGGUACUCAGCUACUCUAUCUACUUGCUGUUGCUGUUGUCAUUAUCCUGUUUAUUAUCUUACUGGGCGUUAUCAUGGCGAAACGAAAGCGCAAGCACGGCUCCCUUUGGCUGCCUGAAGGGUUCACACUGCGCCGAGACUCCAGCAAUCACAAGCGUCGUGAGCCUGUGGGACAAGAUGCCGUGGGGCUGAAAAAUCUCUCAGUGCAAGUCUCAGAGGCUAACCUGAUUGGUUCAGGAACAAGUGAACAUUGGGUUGAUGAUGAAGGGCCCCAGCCAAAGAAAGCCAAGGCUGAAGACGAGGCUUUGCUCUCAGAAGAAGAUGAUGCCAUUGACCGACGUCCAUGGACACAACAGCACCUUGAGGCUGCAGAUAUCCGCAGGACGCCAUCACUGGCGCUCACUCCUCCACAGGCAGAGCAGGAGGUGGACGUGUUGGACGUGAAUGUCCGUGGCCCAGACGGGUGCACCCCACUGAUGCUGGCUUCUCUCCGAGGAGGCAGCUCAGAUAUGAGUGAUGAAGAUGAAGAUGGAGAGGACUCUUCUGCCAACAUCAUCACAGACUUGGUCUACCAGGGUGCCAGCCUGCAGGCCCAGACAGACCGGACUGGUGAGAUGGCCCUGCACCUUGCAGCGCGCUACUCAAGGGCUGAUGCCGCUAAGCGUCUCCUGGAUGCAGGUGCAGAUGCCAACGCCCAGGACAACAUGGGCCGCUGCCCUCUCCAUGCUGCCGUGGCAGCUGAUGCCCAAGGGGUCUUCCAGAUUCUGAUCCGCAAUCGAGUGACUGAUCUGGACGCCAGGAUGAAUGACGGCACUACACCACUGAUCCUGGCCGCCCGCCUGGCUGUGGAGGGAAUGGUGGCAGAACUGAUCAACUGCCAAGCAGAUGUGAAUGCAGUGGACGACCAUGGAAAAUCUGCUCUUCACUGGGCAGCUGCUGUCAAUAAUGUGGAGGCAACUCUUUUGCUGUUGAAAAACGGGGCCAACCGAGACAUGCAGGACAACAAGGAAGAGACACCUCUGUUUCUUGCUGCCCGGGAGGGAAGUUAUGAAGCAGCCAAGAUCCUGUUAGACCAUUUUGCCAAUCGGGACAUCACAGACCACAUGGAUCGUCUUCCCAGGGAUGUGGCUCGGGACCGCAUGCACCAUGACAUUGUCCGCCUCCUAGACGAGUACAAUGUGACACCAAGCCCUCCAGGCACUGUGCUGACCUCUGCCCUCUCACCAGUCAUCUGUGGGCCCAACAGAUCUUUCCUCAGCCUAAAGCACACCCCGAUGGGCAAGAAGCCUAGACGGCCCAAUACCAAGAAUGCCAUGCCCACUAGCCUCCCUAACCUUUCCAAGGAGGCCAAGGAUGCCAAGGGUAGUAGAAGGAAGAAGUCUCUGAGUGACAAGGGUCAGCUGUCUGAGAGUUCAGUGACUUUAUCCCCAGUUGAUUCCUUAGAGUCUCCUCACACAUAUGUUUCUGACACCACAUCCUCUCCAAUGAUUACAUCCCCUGGGAUCCUACAGGCUUCCCCCAACCCUGUGCUGGCCACGGCUGCACCCGCUGCCCCAGUCCAUGCACAGCAUGCACUGUCUUUCUCUAACCUGCCUGAAAUGCAGCCUUUGGCUCAUGGGGCCAACACUGUGCUUCCCUCAGUGAGCCAGCUGCUGUCCCACCACCAUAUCGUUCCCCCAGGCAGUGGCAGUACGGGAAGCUUGGGUAGACUCCACCCAGUCACUGUUCCAGCAGAUUGGAUGAACCGCAUGGAGAUGAAUGAGAGCCAGUACAAUGAGAUGUUCAGUAUGGUUCUGGCCCCAGCUGAGGGCACACCCCCUGGCAUCCCUCCCCAGAGCAGGCCACCUGAAGGGAAGCAUAUAGCUACCCCUCGGGAGCCCUUGCCCCCCAUUGUGACUUUCCAGCUAAUCCCUAAAGGCAGUAUUGCCCAGCCAGCAGGGACUCCCCAGCCUCAGUCCAACUGCCCCCCACCUGUUGCAGGCCCUGUGCCCACCAUGUACCAGAUUCCAGAAAUGGCUCGUUUACCUAAUAUGGCUUUUCCCACUGCCAUGAUGCCCCAGCAGGAUGGGCAGGUUGCUCAGACCAUUCUCCCGGCCUAUCAUCCUUUUCCAGCCUCUGUGGGCAAGUAUCCCACACCACCUUCACAGCAUAGUUAUGCUUCCUCAAAUGCUGCUGAGCGAACACCCAGUCAUAGUGGUCACCUCCAGGGUGAGCAUCCCUACCUGACACCAUCCCCAGAGUCUCCUGACCAGUGGUCAAGUUCAUCACCCCACUCUGCUUCUGACUGGUCAGAUGUGACCACCAGCCCUACCCCUGGAGGUGCUGGAGGAGGUCAGCGGGGACCUGGGACACACAUGUCUGAGCCGCCACGCAGCAACAUGCAGGUUUAUGCCUGAAGGAGUCUGCCUCCAAUGUAGGGACAGAACUGCCUAUCAUACAUGCUGCUGAGGAACAAAUGAAGGUCAUCCAGGAGAGAAAUGAAGAAAUCUCGGGAAGCAGGAGGAAGAAGAUGCUUUUAUCUUUUAUAUAAUUCAAGAAGCAGUUUUGUCAGCUUCACUGGGUAUCUCCAGGAUUUGGGGUGGGAGGAACAUGGUUCCUUUUAAUCUCUUACCCAUCAAGCCAAGUUUGUGGAAAUGUAAGACGAAUAGAAGACUUCGGGCCGUGUUUACUCUUUUCUGUUUGGAGGAAAGAAUGGAUGCCUGUUGUAGCCCAGACAUUCUUGCAGAUUGGACUGCAUUUUAAGCCCUGGGGGCUUUGCCUUAUCUGUGCGAAGAUUUUACUGUACAGUCCUGUUGGGAAUUGUACGCUGGAAUUCUGCCCAAGUUGACCUGUCUCCUCCUCUCUUCCUUGGAAAUUCUUUUGACUUCAUUUGGUGCUUUAAUUUUUGCACCUCGUUGUGGUUGUACUCCCCCCACACCUCUGGCAUGGUAUAGGGCAACGUGCUUUUAAUCAUUCCUGCUCUGGAAGGUAACUUCAGCCUCUUUGCCCUCUUCUCCCAGUGUCCCAAGGAGUAUCACAGGGUUCGCUUCGGUUAUGGUUCUCAGCAUACACCUUUCAAGUAUGUUCCUUUAGAAAAUGGAGUCAUUGCAGUCUCCUACAUAAUGGCAUUCCUAGAAGAGGAAGGGGAGCAAGAUACUUUCCUUUGAACCCAUUCUGGGGACAGAAGACCUUUUCAAGAGACAGCACCUUCAUUCUCUUGCCUGCAUGAAGGGCUUUACAUAACCUUACCAGGAAGAAGGAUAAGAAUUGGUUGUUUUUCCAUUUGUGGGCCUAGUCAGUGUGAAGUUUUAUCGUUGGCAGUGCAGAUACUAUGACCCCCUUCAAACAAACAAAAAACAAAGAUGUAGAAUGUUGGGAUGACCAAGAGAUAAGCUAACUCGUGUGAGAAGUGGUUACCCACGAACAAGUCCCUUUCCUUCCCGCCCAGCAUUCCAUUGAUGGCCUGUGCAAAACACAUUUGGUCCCAGAUCUCAGAGCCCCCGGCCUCCUUCACUUGCUCAUCCUUAGCCGUUGAGCCUUUCCUUCCAUCUGUCUCCACAGAAGAAAAUGUCUCAAACGAUACUUCCUCGCCACUGAGAACUGAACUCUGCUCGGCUCAAGGGACCCCAUGCCGGCCAUGUUCCCUUUGCAGAGGGAUCGCAGUCUCUGCUUCCUGAUACUGUUUCUGCCCACAGGCUUGCUCACCAGCCCUUCCUUCACACUGUGCGUGUAGUCCGAGUUAUCGGUGCACCCAAGUAGAUUCUCACCCAGCGCAUGGAGUUUUCUGUGUUCAAGUACAAGAAAUAAAAAGCUAACCUAGUUCUCUAGGGUCCAAGCCAGCCCUGUACAAAGGUUGGAACUAUGAGGCAGCCUCUGCUAUUUUUUGCUACCAUACCUUUUCCUUUGAGGCAGCCGUGACAUUCCCUUCUAGGCAACUAACAUAGACACUUACUGGGGACACUUUCCUUUCCCAGAGUUGCCUUGUAGAUAAUGAUGGACAAUUAAAGACUUACUGUCUUUGUCAUUCUCAUGCUCAGAUUAUGAUUAGAGUUUACUUGAGUCUGCUGUCUGUAUUUGUGGUCUCGGCACCUUCUGUGACACCCUAUCAAGGGCAGAAGCAUUCUAGUCAACACUAGAAAUAGGAGGAAUAUCAUUUUCUUGCUCUUGUCCCUGAGUCGGCUGAUAGUUGGUCCUGUGGCCACACUGUGAUCUCUACCCGGUGCUAUGAUGUCAUGACACCUGGGAAAUUAGUUAUGCUGGGGCAUUUUAUAGAUAAUAACAGGUGAAUUUCCUACUCUGUUUUGGUUUGAAUGAUAGUCUUCAUUCCUGCCUUGGCUAGGAGUGCCCAUCAGAGCAUUCCACUUAACCUGAUUUAUCUGGCUGUGGCCCCUUACGGAACCCGUGUGUGUGUGUUAGCAUCACAAUCUACAAAUUGUUUUUUCAGUCCUGCCCAAGUUCCUCAAACCAACAGAAAUAACUGGUUCUGCCCCAAGGUAAGCAGACUGUACAUUUUAUAUUUUCUCAUAUGGCAACUCUACCAGCCCUUUCGUACCACGUAAGAUUUUAUCUUCUGAACGGUGACUCUCUGUCCUUGGGCCCAUUUGUUAAUUCACAGAUGGGGAGACCCUCUCUGUCAUUCUGUUUCUUCUCCGCUUCCCGAAAGUAUCAGCCUCUGACCCAACAGCUUGCAUCCUCUAUUACCUCCUUCCCCAACCACAAUAUAGGCCUAACUUGCUUAUUUCUCCUUCUUGGGAUCCUUCGGGUUUCGAGAAAACGGAAUGUGAAAGCUGCCAUUACAGACUACGGGCCUCAGUGAUGAGGAAGACACUGCCUUUCAAGCAUUUAUCAAUCCCUUAGAUUCUAAGAACCCUUCAGUUGUAUAGUACCUAAUAAAAGAGAAGGUGAGACAAAGAAUCACUUUCUCAUUUGGGUUCUGAAUUAGAGACCAAGUUUUAUAGGACACGUCUUUUAUGCCAUGUAUAGGUCACCCUCUCCCCAGUUUUGGUUUGUUUUUAUAAAUUUUUCCUUUGACUCCUCUUCUGUCUGCCUUUGGGGAUAGAUUUUUCUGUUCAUUUCUUCUGUUUUGUUUUAAGCAUCAUUUUCUGACUUACAUGAUGGUGAGGGCGGGAAAGGUGUAAAAGACAGAGUUAAAGACUUUGGUGACAUGAGCAAUAGGCCUUGUUGCUCAAGCCCAUUAUACCAUCUCAUUAUUACAUUUGCUGGGACACAGUUCUGGCAGAGAAAAGAACCAAAGGUAUAAUGUUUUGUGGGCAGGUGGCUUGGAGAGUUUGGUUUUAACCAACACGUUGAAUGUAUGAUGACUAUUUGAGAAGACACAAUGAUAUGACCUGACGCUCCCACUUGUAACUGGUACUAUGGCUCCUUCCUUGUAUACAUUUCUUUUAAAAGUGAUACUAUAUCUGUUUGUAUGAGAAACCCAGUAACCAGAAAAAAUGACUGCAUGUUCCUAACUAUACAUAGUAAGGAAAAUGCAAAUUGUUUUUACUUUUCAAAGUUUCAUUCUAAAGUAGUUAAGAUGAAAUUUAUAUGAAAGCAUUUUUAUCACAAAAUAAAAAAGAUUACAUGUCAA